CAACCUGAGAGCUCUUUAGAUAAUUUUAGUAGUACUAGUGACCUUCAUUGGGAUCCCCACAAAGAAUUUAUGCAGUUUCUGUGGGAGAACCAUAGUGAUUCCCCUGGUGAGGAGCCAAAGGAAGAAGUCCCUCCUACCAAAAGCCAAAGGAGAAGGAAACGGAAAAUGGACAUGGUUGUGAUGGUGGAUCCCUCAGAAGACCAUUAUUCUAAUUUGAGCCACAAGUCAUCUGAGGAAUUGUCUGAUGCCGAAGGCCCAGUAGAUUCUAUUCCUGUCAGAAAAAUCCGCAAGUCAAGGAAGUUCUCCAAGUCACAGGCAUCUCCAACAGAGAAAGCUUCUAAGUAUCCCAAUGGAACUGUAAAGGCCAUCAAGGAAAUUCUUUACAAUGCACCUGCAAGAAAUUCACAUGAGAACAGUAUAAGUCAUGGGCUUUCACCACUGAAGAGAAGGCUUACAAUAAAUUCUCAUUUAGAUGAUAAGAUAGCUUACCCUUGCUCAAAAUGUAAGCUCAUUUUCAAGAAAGAACAUCAUUUGCAUCGCCAUAUGAAGUCUCAUGUUGACCCUCCAAAUAUUUCGCCAAAUCCUUUUAUAUGCCGUGAAUGUGGACAGUCUUUCAGACAAAGUAGUUCACUUAUUCAGCACAUGUCCAUCCAUCAGGGGGAGAGAGUAAGACUCACUGAAGAGAACAAAGGUGUGAAUAAUAAGAAGAAAGAGGAUAAAAACAGGAAGCUUUUCUGCCCUCAGUGCCCAUUUGGAACAAACUGCCCAAACACGUUUGUUCAACACGCGAAAACACAUGAGAAGGACAAGAGAAAGUUUAAAUGUGACAAAUGUAGCUUCAGGACUAUAAGCGAGAAUGAUCUUAGGAGACAUAACAUAAUGCAACACACUGUUAUUACAGUUAGAAAGCAGAUCCAGAAAGAUGAGACUGAAGCCUUCCCCUGUAACAUUUGUUCUUAUAGAGCUUUUAGCAAAAAUGUUUUUAAGAAUCAUCUUUUGCGCCGCCAUCAACAAACCAUUGAGGAAUAUGAAGCUGCACAGCAUAAUGAGAAAGAUGCACAGCCAUCUAAGGAGCAGCAUGUGUCUGCUUGUAAAAGUCCUGUAGAAGAUGCAGAGUUUACAUCUAAAAUUUCAAUAAAAAAUCAGAUCUCUUCUAGAAGCACUUGUUCACCUAGUGAGUCCAGUGACAUUUCAGCCUUAUUUAAAAAUAACAAGAUUAAGAAAGGUUUGAAGUCUCAACUAACGGAAUCAAAGCUUGAUAAGUCUAUUAAUGUUCUCCUGUCCCGACAAAGACAUAGAAAGAAGACUGCUGAACAGAAGAAGGAAAGUAGUAAUUGCAGCACAUUUGUUCAGGAUUCAAAAAAUGACGAAGAUGGCUCUGAUCAGUUACCAGGAACGUUGACUGUCAAAGUUGACAAUUCAGCUUUAUCACCAAAUUAUCAUAGGGUGCCCUCCAUUGCAGCUGAAGGAGAUCUCAACAGCAUCAGCAUCUCCAAAUUGAAUGUAGAUCAGUCAGUAGUAAAAAAGUCACCAUCCAAACGGAAGAUGUCCACCCCAUAUCGCAACACCUCUGACCAAGACUCAUGCUUCAUCUUAUCAAAACACCUGCCGAGUCCCAAGAAAAUAAACCAAGAAGAAGUGGCAGAUGAUGAUGAUGAAAAAGACAUUUUCCAGUUUAAGGAUACAGAUCCCAACACUAAGACUUUUGAUAAUGGUGUCAAGAAAGAAAAACAAAACGUUAUUUACACCUAUAGCAGAAGAAUGUCCAUGAGGGGUGCUCUGCACGCAUCUAAAAGGAUGUUUGAGAAAAUAAAGACUGAGGAGCAAGAACAACAUGAUCCUGAAAUCAAAGAAGAAUGCAUAGAAACAGAGGUGUUUCAAGAAAAUUUUGAAUCCCACCAAAUGCCAUCCAGAGAAUCCUUCACAGAUGAUUUGUCGGAGCUGGAGUCAGACCGCAAGAACUGUCCGUACUGUCCUGCAGCCUUUGAGUCAGGUGUUGGAUUGUCCAAUCAUGUUCGAGGGCAUCUUCAUAGAGUUGGACUGAGCUACAAUGCACGUCAUGUAGUGCCUCCUGAGCAAGUGGCUUCUCAAGACAGGAGGCCACGAAUUCGACGGAAGAUUUCAGCAUUGCGGAGGUUGAAAAAAGCAUUACAGCUGGAGUCAGAUUCUGAGUCGGCGAAGAGUAUUCACUCUUGUCCUUUAUGCGGGGACUCAUUUGAUAACAGGACAGGGCAGUCCAAUCACAUACGAGGGCACCUCAAAAAGCUUGGUAAAAGAUUUGUAACAAAGAACAAAUCGCCGUUAUUAUUACUCCGGGAGUUGAUGCGUGACAAGAAGGAAUUCCAGCGGGCACUUCAAAUUCUGGGAAAGAGACGGAACCAUUUCCAGUAUGGUGCUUCACCAAAGCUGUCCAGUGUUCAUCGUUUCACAUUAUCCCACAUUGGAAUCCCAACAAGUAAUUCUAUUCCAAGAGUUUGCACUGAUGCCAAACCACUUAUGUCCACCUUUUCUUUAGCAGAAAUGGAAUCUGAACAAAAGCAACUAGAGACUAAGUUGGAUGUUAAAAAUUCACUCUCAGGCACAACUGCCUUGAUAGGAAUUCUGAAGAAGAGAAAGUGUCAGGAAGAUGCCAGACUAAAGGGGUCCUCUCAGAUUUCAAGAAACACAUUAGUUUCUUCCAACAAUGAGCACAAUUCAGGAUCAAGACUUGCAUCUUCACUGCCAAACUCGCUAUCUGAGAGAGGUGAAUUCAACAGGAAGGUGUGCAUCCAUUGCAAUGCAACUUUCCACAGUGGAGUUAGUUUAUCUAAUCACCUCCGAGCAUAUGCAAAACGAAAGAGGACUGCCUUACUUGAAGGAACCACAUUUGACUGCAAAGCCAGGAGGCAGCGGUCAAGGCCUGGAUCAAAGAAGAAAACACUGCCCUUACCGCAAACUCCAGAGGAAAUGUACAGACUCACCUGCAGGUUCUGUGACCUCGUCUUCCAGGGUCCCUUGUCGGUCCAGGAGGACUGGAUUAAGCAUUUACAGAGACACAUUAUGAACACUAGUGUCCCUUACACUGGGCUAGGCAUGGUAGAGGUCACCUCGCUGCCCACAGACCCCCCAACUCUCAAGACAGACGAAGACAGCUCUUUGACAGCCACAUAUGCUGCUUCAUGAAGUCAAUGGGGACUUAGAUUUCACUAGACUGUAUGUGUAUGUACUAUGGAUGUUCUUUUUUUUCAUUUUUAGUUAAUGAAAUACUGGCCAAAAGUACAAUAUCACUCAGUGAUGGAGAUAUUGUACAUGUUUUGACAUGUGGACAGAUGAAAAAGUUAAUUAUUUUGGAUAUUGUUACCUUUUUCUGUUUUUACAUGGUCUGUUUUGGGGAUAUAAUUCCAAAUGGACAGUUUCCUUGUUUUAUGCAGUGAUAUAAUGUGGAAUCCAUUUCUAAUGAAGACAACCUUUACCUCAGAUUUCUCAUGGCUUGAGUCCAUUAUGUCCAAAUUUGGGAGCGCCUUUCUUCAGAAUCAAUAUUCACAUUUAUAAGAUACAUAGAAUCAUGUUUCUUUUGUAUUGCAAUGUAUUCAAAUCAAAGCUCACAGUGUCCGUUUUCAGGCCAGAGUUACUGAGAUGAAUAUUUUGGCUUGACGGUGAUGGCACCUGAAUGCUCCAGACAAGUUUCUCAAGUGGAAAAAUUGACAACUAUAAAAGAGCAAACAUCUGCAAAAAUGUGCAAACUUGUUAUGCAUAGAAGUUUUAUAGUAUCUGUAAUUGCAUUGUUUCUAAUACAAAAUUAAAAUUUAAAGGGGUAAAAAAAAAAAAAAAAGCUUGUGCUGACGAUGCCCUUCAUUCAUGUCACCUAUAUUUAAUGUUUAAAUAUACUGUUUUGAAAUAAUUUAAUUUUAAAUGUACUCUAUCACACAGAUCCAAGGCUUAAAACAUUUGUGUUGUUCUAAAUAAAGACGAAGAAAAUUGA
This is a messenger RNA of Monopterus albus (swamp eel), 3961 nucleotides long. RefSeq names its product zinc finger protein 644a (gene znf644a). The transcript has 5 exons. Gene Ontology annotation, biological process: regulation of transcription by RNA polymerase II. Gene Ontology annotation, cellular component: nucleus. Lineage: Eukaryota; Metazoa; Chordata; Actinopteri; Synbranchiformes; Synbranchidae. The record is from RefSeq and is a predicted model, not a curated record. Gene Ontology annotation, molecular function: DNA-binding transcription factor activity, RNA polymerase II-specific; RNA polymerase II cis-regulatory region sequence-specific DNA binding. The annotation marks the transcript as partial.